UUAAAACAGCAACACACACAACUAAAUGUUCUUAAUACUACCUACCUUUUAAAAAGUCAGACUGGCAGGUAAUAAGUGGGGGAAGAAGAAUGUUUCUGUCUCUUCCUACGUUGACUGUCCUUAUUCCAUUGGUCUCUUUAGCAGGACUGUUCUACUCGGCCUCUGUGGACGAAAACUUCCCAAAGGGCUGCACUAGCACAGCCAGCCUGUGCUUUUACAGUCUGCUCCUGCCCGUUACCAUACCAGUCUAUGUGUUCUUCCACCUUUGGACUUGGAUGGGGAUUAAACUCUUCAGGCAUAAUUAAUAAAACCAGAGCCGCGAUAGUAUAUAUAGUAAUGAUAGGUCUUGAGUGUGUAUUUCUGAAAGCUCAACUACAUGGAAAUACUGGAAACCCACUCAAUUUGCAGGAAAGGUACUUUGCCUUGCCUCUCUCAGGUGUAGGACUAUGGGAGGCUUAAGCAGCAGAAGUUUCUUUUAUUGUACUUUUGGUCUGCUCUUGUGUUUUUUGAAAAUUCUUACUAUUAUAUCAGAAGAAACAUUUCAACAGAGUUUCUUGUUGGAAAUUAACAGUCUCAACCAUUACCUGAUUACUUUAUUUCUUAAAUUAACAGUCUCAACCAUUACCUGAUUACUUUAUUUCUUACCCCGUUCAUCUAAUAGUUAAUUAAAAUGUUACAUGUUUAUUUUAGAUUUAGAUUUAACUAUUUGGUAGAAUCAUAUGUUAAGGAUGACUGAAAGAAUUCCAAAAGAGCUAUGCUGAAGUAGUUGUAGAGAAAUGCAUUUGAGCUAGUGUUAUAGAAAACCACAAUAAAAUGGAAAUUUCAUGUACUUGCAAACAUUCUGAGUUUGUAAAGUUAACUUUGUUUCUUUGGCAUCAAAUGUUUACAAUAAGAAUAAUAAAAUAAGAUGAUGCUUUUCCAUUUAAAAA
This is a messenger RNA of Suricata suricatta (meerkat), 929 nucleotides long. It is a transcript of the gene PIGY, whose product is annotated as phosphatidylinositol glycan anchor biosynthesis class Y. The record is from RefSeq and is a predicted model, not a curated record. Bases 90 to 305 code for a protein of 71 amino acids. Lineage: Eukaryota; Metazoa; Chordata; Mammalia; Carnivora; Herpestidae. The transcript has a single exon.